Messenger RNA from Cotesia congregata, 1255 nucleotides. The record is from the annotation of a GenBank genome assembly. Lineage: Eukaryota; Metazoa; Arthropoda; Insecta; Hymenoptera; Braconidae.
AUGUUUCAUUUUAAAUGUUACAGUUCAUCAUCUCUGUACCGCAGUAUAGCUGGAGUCGGUUCAAUGGGAGGAGCAGGUGCUGGGUAUACUUUGCCCUACAUGAACAGUCCUACUGAUCUGGCUGGUUCUCCUCAGCAACUUUGGACUUCAAAUUUAACAUCAACACUACCACCGAUUUCUGACGACUAUGGUACUAAAUCAACCUCGACGGUGACUCACCAAAGCCUCCCAGCAUUUUCUCAACCUUUCGGAGGAGCCCGGAGCUUCCGAGGGUACAGCAGCCCACCUUAUUCCUCUCAACAAGCUUCAGCAGGAUCAGGAGCGAGUUCAGGGGACCCGAGUACCUGGUCAUACCCGGUUUCAGCGGCAGAUUCCCUUACGACACAAUACGGAAGCGUUGCGACGCCUUCCAGACGUCAAACGUCCAAUUCGACAGUCCCAAUGAGUGCCGCCGCCAGUCUAUCUGCUAUGGCGGACCCGGGCGAAUUCUACAAAGGCUUCUAUGGGUAUAAUGGCACCCGUCGCGUCCUCGAGGAGAAAUCGAGCCGCCGCUUGUAAUGGGUCGUCGGCGUCAAGGCGGGUAGGUCUGUCAUGCAGCAACUGUCAGACGACAAUAACAUCACUCUGGCGCAGAAACACUUGCGGAGAGCCAGUUUGCAAUGCCUGCGGAUUGUACUACAAGCUGCACAACGUUAACAGGCCGCUGGCUAUGAAGAAAGACAACAUCCAAACGCGAAAGAGAAAACCUAAGAGUGGCAUGAAGGCCUCCGACACCCCGAUCAACCACAACAUUCCCUCAUGUGUCAUUAAUAACAACAACAAUAACAAUAACUCCAGUGUUGCCAAUAACAAUAUAAAAUUGGAACCAGAAUACGUUGAAGCGAGGAUGAGCCACUUGAACAUAAACCAGUCGUACACGAGCUCCCUGUACGGCGGGAACGGCCAAUCAAACAGCAGGAUAAUUUCAUACCAGUCGACCCCCCAGGUCUACUACGACAUGCUCGCCUCCCAGCAGCAGCACCAGCACCAGCAGCACCAACAACAGCUCCUCGAGUGCCAUUCGCCGAAAGUUGAGUGCUCUUCGCCCUCAAACAAGGGUUCGCCUUUGCUAUCGGCUAAUCACUCGCCGGACCAUCACUUCACUUCACCCCACAUUGUCACCCUCGGGAACUCCUCCCCGACCUCCACCACCAGCAAACUUAUGCUUGAUAAUAAUCAUCUAGAGCGGCCUACUGUCGUCUCAAUAUCUUCCUAA